GGGCGAGUCACUAAUACGGCGCUAAUUGGGAGAAGCCUACAAAGAGGCAGGGAUAGCCGAGGAUUUUCCUUUCUCGCAGCUGCACCCGCCGCCGUUGCCCUCCGCUGCAGCAGCAGCAGCAGCAGCAGCAGCAGCAGCACCGGCUCGACAGCCAUGGCCUCCGAAAAGAAGCAGCAGAAUUCUAUGCGGGAGAUUAAGGUUCAGAAGUUAGUUCUGAACAUCUCUGUUGGUGAGAGCGGAGAUCGUCUUACUCGUGCCUCCAAAGUGUUGGAGCAACUUAGUGGCCAAAGCCCUGUCUUCUCUAAGGCUAGGUACACUGUCCGCUCUUUCGGAAUCAGGCGUAACGAGAAGAUUGCAUGCUAUGUGACCGUUCGUGGCGAGAAAGCUAUGCAGCUGUUGGAGAGUGGCUUGAAGGUGAAGGAAUACGAGCUUCUGCGUCGCAACUUCAGUGAAUCGGGUUGCUUUGGUUUUGGAAUCCAAGAGCACAUUGAUCUUGGUAUCAAGUACGACCCUUCCACUGGUAUCUACGGAAUGGACUUCUACGUUGUGCUUGAGCGCCCAGGUUACAGAGUCGGAAGGAGACGCAGAGCUAAGUCUCGCGUUGGUAUUCAACACCGCGUUACCAAGGAAGAUGCCAUGAAGUGGUUCCAGGUUAAAUACGAGGGAGUGAUUCUGAACAAGUCUCAAGCUAUCGCAUAGAAGCCCGCUUCAGAUAUGUGAAAGAGGUAGAAUUUUUGUGAGUAUUUGGUUAUCACAAGCUUGUUAGCUGAGUUCUUCAAGUCUCGAUGUUAUUUUGCCAAAAACAUGAGAAAUUCGUACUCGAGCAUUUCACAUCUCGUCAA
Messenger RNA from Physcomitrium patens, 842 nucleotides. Its product is annotated as large ribosomal subunit protein uL5. Gene Ontology annotation, biological process: translation. The record is from RefSeq and is a predicted model, not a curated record. Gene Ontology annotation, cellular component: ribosome. Gene Ontology annotation, molecular function: structural constituent of ribosome. Lineage: Eukaryota; Viridiplantae; Streptophyta; Bryopsida; Funariales; Funariaceae.